Molecule: messenger RNA, 1186 nt
Organism: Camelina sativa (false flax)
Lineage: Eukaryota; Viridiplantae; Streptophyta; Magnoliopsida; Brassicales; Brassicaceae
Product: VQ motif-containing protein 11
Source: RefSeq, a predicted model, not a curated record
AGGGUCUUCUUUAAAUAAUUGCGUAGUAGGCAGACGAAUGUCUUUUAGACAAAAACAAAAAACGAAGCAAGUUUCUCUUUUCUUCUUCUUCUUUUAAAGGUUUCAUUCAAGUACACACAUCUCUUUUCGUGUCAUCUCUCACAACCACCAUGAGCAGCCAGCAGCACCAUCAGCCGCCGAGCUACGCCACCGACCCAAACACGAUGUUCGUUCAAGCAGAUCCCUCCAAUUUCCGCAACAUCGUCCAGAAACUCACGGGAGCACCACCGGAUCUCUCCUCCUCUUCUUCUUCCGCUGCACAACAGAAGCUUCCAUUAACCCCGAAAAAGCCAGCGUUCAAGCUUCACGAACGACGUCAAUCAUCCAAGAAAAUGGAGCUGAUGGUAAACAACAUCACAGACCCGAACGACCCUUUCAGCCAUUUCCACCGAGGGUUCCUCGUGUCUCCGGUCUCUCACCUCGACCCAUUCUGGGCGCGCGUGAGUCCACAUUCAGCGCGUGAAGAGCAACACCACGCGGCACCGGAACAGGAAGAGCAAAAAGCCAUAGCCGAGAAAGGGUUCUACUUCCUUCCGAGCCCGAGAAGCGGCGCCGAGCCAGCACCGGAGCUUUUGCCACUGUUUCCUCUUCGUUCUCCUAACGCAAAGGUCAACUAUUUCGGCGCGUGUAGUCCAUCCACUACCUUUUAGACUAUAAAAAUCUUAUUUUCAUACGCGGCAAUUUUACUUACAUUAAGUCUAAGGAAGACAUCAUUUCACGACAAUGGUAUUAUUGUCUUUUAUAUUUUUUUGAACUACGUGAGGGUGAGAUCCAAAAACGCACGCUAUGUACUACUAGUCUCGAAUUUUAAAAUUAUGUAUAACAAAAAAAAAAAAAAAAAGAGGAUACUUUAAGAUUCACUGUUCUAAAUUUCAUACAUUAUAUUUGACAAGUCUACUAUAUAUCAAACGUAAUCUUGUAUCUUAAAUUUUCCUUCCAAAUACGAUCAAGUUGAUGAUGUAUGAGGAGGUGAAUGAAUAAUGAAUAGAUAGGCUAUACAUUACAGCAACAUAGGCUGACUCAUAUAAUAGAUACAAAAAAUAUGUUGACUUUUGGGUUAAGAAAGAAGCUAAAUUCUCUGUGGUGAUAGGGUACAGUGUAACAGUGCUCUCCAAUUAUAAAUCUUCUUUUUUUGUGUGUGUGUGUA